Molecule: messenger RNA, 2124 nt
Organism: Acromyrmex echinatior (Panamanian leafcutter ant)
Lineage: Eukaryota; Metazoa; Arthropoda; Insecta; Hymenoptera; Formicidae
Biological process (GO): Rho protein signal transduction; endothelial cell migration
Cellular component (GO): plasma membrane; endocytic vesicle; axon
Molecular function (GO): guanyl-nucleotide exchange factor activity
Source: RefSeq, a predicted model, not a curated record
UAAACAGAAUUUCGAAAUAUGAAACGAAUUAUAUAUAGGUUGUUUAGUGGAUUUAUAAUACGCACGGUAAAUAAAAGUGAAAGGAAAGACAUGUUCUAAAAAACCUAUGCGUUCGCACGAAUGUCGAAAUUUCGAAGGAAUUUGAUAUAGAUAUCGUUCGCGCGAAAUUUAUCCGAGCAAGUCGUAUUCCUGAUGCGAUCUGAUCAUUGCGAUUAGGCGCGAUUUGCGAUUAAACGCAAAGUAAUGUCGACAAAUAUUUAUCGAAGAUGCGGUCGGCUGGCAUUCGAGUACAUUAAACGACAGGAUAAUUUUCUCUUCUUUUGAAAAACAUUGAGAACCUAAGAACCUUUAGUAAAAUGACUCUAUGGAAUGGAAAUAUUUUCCAUUUCAUAAAAGAAGCACGAGUUCAAUUCCGCAAUAUUGCGCGGUGUAUCGACUAAAAAUAUAGAAGUAGAGCAUUUAGAAAAAACAGUAGCAGAUAUAAGGUCGUAAAUCGGAUCAGCGGCUUAAAGGUGGUUAAGAAAGUUCUCAACUUCUGAUGCGAUCGAUUUUAUCUUAGCUUCCAGACUUCACUAAAUACACGGAAAGUAAAAAGGCGUGAAUGAGGCAAUAUUAACGAUAUAGUCGAUAUAUCGUUCUUGCUGCAAUGAUAACAUGUUAUCGGAGUGAUACCGUUUAACGACACAAUUUGCCGUAUGAAUGUGCAUGUGUGUGCAAAUUACUAAGACGUGUUGAUUUUGUGAGACGGAAAGUUAUGUGACUCGGUCAUCGAGUGAAAAUAAAUGAAUCGUCAUUCAUACCGUGUGACGUGCGUAAUGUUGAGUGUGAGUGUCUAAGUGCGGUCGAUGUUAGUGUGAGAUUUAACUGGGAAAGAUGACACUGAAGAAGGAAGCGAAAAGGUCCUUGAAAAAGAGCAAGCCGAGCCACAAAGCAACAAAUUAUAAUGAUGAGAGCGCAAGUGCGACGCAGUUGGGACAUCCCACAAAGGAAUGCAAGCAAGCGAAAUCAGAAGCAGAAUCCUUCAACAUCAAGAGAUCAUCGUUGAAGGAAACCUCAUUGAAGGAUGCGGAGGAUGCGGACAAUCCAAGUGGGAAGCUCGAACGGCGUUCGUCGUUCCGUCGGAAAUUCGGCGCUCUGUUGAAAAGGAGUGCCGAGUUACCGGCGGUGAUAAACCAUAGCCUGCAGCCGAUCAGGCGUAGCAUGAGUUUUAGCAAGGACCUUCAUCACAGCCACGAGCCCUCAAGGCAGCCCUACAGGACCAGCAGCGUGCAGUGGUACAACAGUCUCAGCACUCUCAGCUCGUUAGCGGAAGAUGAGGUCGAUGCUGAUUACAAGAGGGCGGGCGCUUCCGAGGCCUUCGAUGGCAGGGUGACCCAAGUCACCAGAACGCACAGUCUGAUGGAGAAGUAUCCUACUACUAAUCUUAAACGAAGGGUGAAUACUUUGUCACAUCCAUUGGCACCUCCUUACGGACGGCACAGCGAUUACUAUCACUCCAAUAUAGAUCUCAGCAAUCCACCCUGUGAAGCAAGCAGUCUUCCAGCUUUGAGUCGUGUUGCCAUUGACGCAUAUGAUAAUGAAACGAAAUUGUCACUAAGAGAGCAACAGGUCAGGAACGGAUCGGGGAAUUUCAGAUCCAGUGUCCGAAAAUUAUCUCCGCUAGGAAAUUUUAUCAAACAGCAUUUGGUGCGUUCGAGGUCGUUGACGCAGCUAGACUCCCUGAGUGGCAGCAUGUUAGAUACGGGAGAGCAUCAUCUGGAGGGCGAUCCCUCGCAGCAGCAACCCCCUCACCUGCAUCACCAUCAGCAGUCCCAUCAGUUGCAACACCACCCUCUCGGCAUUGAAUGCAAUCGAAUACGAUUUCUCGCACCGAGUGCGACACCAACCGAGAUCGCGAACUCCAAUCGCAGGCACAAAUUUUCACGCUCUCAGGUAUCCAGUAACGAAUACUUUAGCGUCAGUUUUGAGGUGGGCGACGACGUCUUGACUUCCUUCGACCGGGAGGAGUUUCUACCGGCGACGCGAGGAACUUACCUGGUGGAUGUAAAGUUCCGCAUGUCCAAGGAACUGCAACCGGAACAAACGGGUCACCGUGAGGGUCCAGAUGUUAGUAUGAUGAGGUAA